GCCGGCGGAGGGUCUGAGCCGGGCGGAUGGCGGAGUCCGGGCCGCAGCCCCCGGGGGGCGCCCCGAGCCGGCACGAGAAGAGCCUGGGGCUGCUCACCACCAAGUUCGUGUCGCUGCUGCAGGAGGCCAAGGACGGCGUGCUCGACCUCAAGCUGGCAGCAGAUACCUUGGCAGUGCGGCAGAAGCGGCGCAUUUAUGACAUUACCAAUGUCCUCGAGGGUAUUGGACUGAUUGAGAAGAAGUCCAAGAACAGUAUUCAGUGGAAAGGCGUAGGCCCCGGCUGCAACACCCGUGAGAUUGCUCACAAGCUGAUUGAGCUGAAGGCAGAGAUCGAGGAUCUGGACCAGCGGGAGCGGGAGCUGGAGCAGCAGAAGAUGUGGGUGCAGCAGAGCAUCAAAAAUGUGACGGACGAUGUGCAGAACAGCCGGUUAGCCUAUGUGACUGAUGAGGACCUCUGCAAAUGCUUCCCAGGCGACACACUGCUAGCCAUUCGGGCCCCAUCAGGUACUCAGCUGGAGGUUCCUGUCCCUGAGGGCUUAAAUGGCCAGAAGAAAUACCAGAUCCACCUGAAAAGUACAAGUGGCCCAAUUGAUGUUCUGCUGGUCAAUAAAGAUGCCUGGAGCUCUCCUCCAGUGGUCCUUCCUGUCCCUCCACCUGAAGACCUCAUUCAGUGCCCGCCAGUCAUCCCGUGUAAGCUCCCAAGGCCACCUGUUGCCCAUUCCCAAGAGGCCUCUCUGCCUAGCAGUACCCAGCCUUCUGCACCUGUCCCCAACAGCACGCAAGACCACCUCUCUGCUGCACAGAAAACAGCCAGUGCCACAGACAGUGGCAUCUCACCAGCAGAAUCAAAAAGCAGUGGGGCACUGGACCCACUUACCCCUUCCACAGUGCCCCCUAGCCCUCCUGCCGGGCUGGAUACUCAGCCCCUCCAGUCCUCGGCCUUGCUGGACAGCAGCUCCGUCCUGCCCAGUCCCUCUACCUCCUUUGAGCCAAUCAAGCCUGACCCCACAGAAAUACUGGAACUUCCCAAAGAACUUUCGGAGAUGUUUGAUCCAAGCAGAGAAUGCAUGAAUUCUGAGCUGCUUGAAGAACUCAUGUCCUCUGAAGUGUUUGCUCCUCUGCUUCGUCUCUCCCCUCCUCCUGGAGACCAUGACUACAUCUACAACCUGGAUGAGAGCGAAGGGGUAUGUGACCUUUUUGAUGUGCCUAUCCUCAACCUCUGACUUCGGGCAUUUGGAUGGAUUUUGGGAUACUGAUUCUUAGAACCAACCGACCUGUCCUUGCGGGGUGGCAAGCCUCCACUCUUGGAUUCCUUUUCUGCUAGUGCUCAAGCGACACACAGAGCUGCUGUGGCCUAGACUACAAACCGACCGGGAUGGUCUUCCAGUUUGGCAGUCUUCUUUUUCUAGCUUCUUUCAUCCCGCAUUGCACAAGUGGAGUCUCCCUUGUUUACCAUGCUUCCUGAUAGCUAUGCUGUCACUGGACCCUGGGCCUCAUCUCCAGGGACUCUGCUAUCGAAUCGCCAUGAACAGCUAAGGAGCUUCCUCAAGUCCACAAGCCCCCUUGGGCUUUCCUGCACUGCUGGAGGCACUUUGCAUCUCUUAGAAAGGAAUAGGAGAGCCGAUCCAUAGCCGAGUGUUGCUGUGUGGGGGACUGGGGCCUCUCAUUGGCUCGUUCGUGCAGUUCAGAUGGUCUUCCGUGCACUCUCUCCCCUUUCCUCCUGCAGUGUGUACACUUUAGGCAUGAGGGACAGGGAGAGAGGGAAGUGGUGGGGCACCUGAGCAUCUGCACAGAUUGGUUUUAUGUCCACAGAGGUAUUUGCAAACUCCUUGCCACACUCCAGGCUCCUCCAUGUUUCUCCUGGCACAGUGAUUGCACAGCCACGUGUGCGAAAUGAUUUCCAGCUCCUUUCCUCUAGCUGCGCAGGAUAAAAGCAAAAGAAAGCAAGCAAGGUGCCAGUUUUGCACAGUCACUUUCCUCCAAAGAGAGCCAGAAUUGAGAAAUGGGUUGCCCGAACCUGCAGGGGUGUUGUACCCUCAAGGGAAGGCCUGGCUUGACCCUACCACUGAUGUGCUGCCAGGCCCCAAGCUCUACAUCAGGAGUCUUAAGAUGGAGUGGCUCCACUUUGUAAACUAACUUGGCAAGCUGAGGCUAGGUGACAAAUUUAAACUACUUGCCGGAGAUGCUGGAGGUGGUGCCCUUUGGUGUGCCAGGGACACCUCUCUGCCUUUGCCAGAUUGCCACUUGCAUUGGGCUGCCAAUCUGUUCAUACGUCUCCAGACUCCUACCCAUGACUCUGCUUCCGAAUGGCAAAUGCUGUUUGCCUUCCCCCAGCCCUUCACUUUCUGGGGAGGAGAGACCUCCCACUACGCCACCUUUGCACUUCUCUUGACAGCUGUGUCCUUUUGGCCCUCCAGCCUGCACUUGCCUUUUCUAAGAUGCCAAGACCCGAACUUACACUCUCUGGCUGUUACCUUUGCACAUUUUAUGGCCUCAGAAAGUGAGCUGCUGGUGUAGGAAGGGAAGGUGUGCGUGUGUGCGUGCGUGCGUGCGUGUGUGUUAAAAGUGAACAGGCUUGUAUUCCAACCCUGAACAUGCUGCUUGGCCGAAAGCCGGAUUUCCAGGGGACUUGGUGACAAGUGUGCUUAGUACUGCAGAUGGGGGUACAUCACCUGGCCGAUCUCAGCCACCUGUGGAACCUGGAAUGUGCCCAUGGGGGUGAUUGGCCGGGAUGAACUAGUCUGAGCUGGCUGCCCUGAUUUGCUUCCUGAACAUGGCUAAAGACUCCUGAAAGCAAUCUCCAGCUCAGGGGUAAAAAGGUUGCUGCUCUCCAGGUGUUUUGGACUGCAACUCACAUCAUUUCUCAUUGCUGACUGGGGCUUGUGGGAGUUGCAAUCCAAAACAUCCUGGGAACACCAGGCUGCCUGCCUCUGCAAUAGUUCUUUGGGUAGAACACAGAGCCUACAAUUCCUUCUGUCCCACUUCAGCAUGGGAGGCUGCACCUUGCUUCUAGAGGCUUAAGCAUCCAGUAUCCUGUUUGGGUGAGUUUUUGGCCUGCAUGUCCCAGAUUUCUGGGCUUCUCUAUUUCCUGGUGUAUGUGGCCACCUCUCAGAAGAUAGAGGGCUUUCCCGUUUGCUCCUUAGCCCAAGAUCCUGGCGUGUGUGUGUGUGAUUGGGAGACGUCUUAUUUCACAGCUUCCCUUUCCUCAUCUUUAACUGUCAACCUCUUGUUAGAUGACAUCCCACAGAAGAUACGUAGAGAAAAUGUACAAUGGAGGAAAAAAUGAUUCAUAUAUAAAGAUUAUUUUUAUACUUUUUUGCAACAAGAGACUUGCCUGUAAUAUUUGUACAGUUUUUUUUCUGAGUGAAUAAACAGAACCUUUGCAAA
Molecule: messenger RNA, 3387 nt
Organism: Varanus komodoensis (Komodo dragon)
Lineage: Eukaryota; Metazoa; Chordata; Lepidosauria; Squamata; Varanidae
Gene: E2F4
Product: E2F transcription factor 4
Exons: 10
Coding region: 27-1223 (398 amino acids)
Biological process (GO): regulation of transcription by RNA polymerase II
Cellular component (GO): RNA polymerase II transcription regulator complex
Molecular function (GO): DNA-binding transcription factor activity, RNA polymerase II-specific; protein dimerization activity; RNA polymerase II cis-regulatory region sequence-specific DNA binding
Source: RefSeq, a predicted model, not a curated record